This is a messenger RNA of Paramecium octaurelia, 1932 nucleotides long. The record is from the annotation of a GenBank genome assembly. Lineage: Eukaryota; Ciliophora; Oligohymenophorea; Peniculida; Parameciidae.
AUGAUAGCAAAUAUAAUUACUUUUUUAGUUUCUUCCCUAUCAUUAACAUUCAUAGGUUUAUUGUACACAUAAAUAGUCACCUAUAAAUAACAAAAGGAUGUUGAAAUAUUAAUUGGUUUCUUGAAUAAGUUUAUAUCAUAAAAUUAUUAUAAUCCUUAGUCAUAUGAUAGAGAAGUAACUAAUUAUUUCUUAGUAGUUCAAUUCGCUUCUUGUAUAACCUGAAAAUGAUUACUGCAUCCAUUCAGAUACAUACAAAUAUUACCAUCCUGAUUCCAUAAUGUUGGAUACCUAUACAUUUAGAGAAUAUUCAGGUCUAGUAAAACAAGCACUUUAACAACACUUUUUCGACGUAUUGCCAAAUGUCACACUCCACAAAAGGAACAAAGAAAGUAAGCAUAGCAUCAAUUUUAGCACCUCAUAAAUAUAAAUUUCCCUUGUAAUUAACACUACCAUACACUUAUUAUGAUUAAUUACUAUUUACAUUUAAAGUAGGUUAAAGUAUAUUAUUUAACAUUAACAAUAGGUUCAUUGUGUCUCUUUCAAAAUUAUAACCAUUUACCUUAAAGAUCCUCCUUAUCCCAUAAAAAUUAGUUGAUGACCAAUUAACUCAAUUAUUUAAAUGAUAUCAAAAAUAAAGGUCUUCAUAAGGAUUGCAUUGUAAUAGAUUUGAUAAUAUUUAGGCCAAUGCCACUUUUAUGCCCAAAUCCUAUCGACUUUUUGAAGAGUCUGAAUGUAAGGAGUUUUUCUCCUACUUGAAUUCGACCGAGUAUCAGAAAAAAGUAGAUAAAGAGGGACCUUAAUUUAUUGUUAAAAUGGGAUUAGAAGUCCAUAGAGGAAGAGGCAUAACAAUGUUGUUUCCGGAUGAAACUGAAAAGUUGAAGGAGAAAUUUCAGAAUGGAUUAGGUUGUGGAGUGAUUUAAACCUAUAAAGUGGCUUAAUAAUACAUAGGGAAUCCAUUAUUAUUUAAGGGACAUAAAAUAGAGUUUAGGGUUUAUUGGAUUGUAGCAUCUACGAAUCCCUUGAUUGCAUAUGCAUAUGAUAAAACGCUUAUAAGGAGAUGUAUUUAUCCAUUUGAUAAAUUCUCAACACUCAAAGGAGCUCAUGUUUGUAAUACAGCAAUUGUUAAGAAGACUUUACAUUCGAUAUUAAAGGAGUAAGAAAAUGACGAAAAUGAUGAGAAUGAUAACGAUGAUAAUGAUGAACUUAUUACUUCAACUACAACAACUACAACAACUACACAAAAAACUACAACUGCAACCUAAACAACAAAAACUAUUAAUACUACUAUUAAUUAGGCCUAAAAUAUUAAUAAAACUAUUUCUGAUCAAAAUAAUUUUUAAGAUCUUUAUAUAGAUUGGAAACUUGAUUAUUUAUAAGAAGUCUUGUUGAAAUAGGGUAAAAUAAAGAAUAGAAAAUGGUUAAAAUAAGAAUUGUUGCCUUAAGUUGAUAGAAUGAUUAUUCACGCAAUCAGAAGCACUUAAAAUACAUUUAUCAAAGAUAGCAAAUUAGGAGAGUUCUUUGCUGCUGACUUCCUCUUAACAGAUGACCUCAAACUUCAUAUAAUGGAAAUCAAUUACAAUCCAUAGACUCUCAAGACUACUUAGGCACGACUAAAGCAACAUACGAAAAUGGUCUAAGAUAUGGUGGAAAUAUCCAAUGCCUAUCUAAGAAGUAGAUAUAUAAGAUUUAGAAAGAUAAUUGAUAGUGUUUUAGAGAAGCUAUUGAAAGGGAAAUCAAGAAUCAAAGAUCUGGUAAAUCAGAAAUUGGGCUAAGAGAUUCAUCAAGCUUAUUAUAGUAGGUUGGAACCAAACAUAAAGAUCAGUUCAAAUAAUCUGUUUAGAUUGGUUAUGGACGAUGGUUUACCAGGUACGUCUAAAUACAAGGACCUCUUGCAGGAGAAGUGUUUGAAAUGAUAUAUUAUUCACAUUGUUA